Molecule: messenger RNA, 970 nt
Organism: Megachile rotundata (alfalfa leafcutting bee)
Lineage: Eukaryota; Metazoa; Arthropoda; Insecta; Hymenoptera; Megachilidae
Product: GPN-loop GTPase 2
Cellular component (GO): cytoplasm
Molecular function (GO): GTPase activity
Source: RefSeq, a predicted model, not a curated record
AUAAAAUAACAAUACAAAUAUGAGUUUAAUAUUUGGUCAAUUAGUAAUUGGUCCACCAGGGAGUGGAAAAACAACAUACUGUCAUGCUAUGGGCAAAUUUUUAGAAAAGCUUGGUAGAAAAGUAGCUAUUAUUAAUAUUGAUCCUGCAAAUGAGAAUAUGGAAUACACACCAGUAAUAGAUAUAUCUGAAUUAAUAAAGCAUGAGGAAGUAAUGUCACAUUAUAAACUUGGACCAAAUGGAGCUUUAGUUUACUGUAUGGAAUUUUUAGAAGCCAAUGUAAAAUGGCUAAUUACAAAGAUCUUAAAUUUGAAAGAUCAUUAUCUUAUUAUUGAUUGUCCUGGCCAGGUUGAGUUAUACACACAUCACAAAUCAGUCAGCACAAUUGUCGAGAAAUUAAGCCAGAAUUUGGUAAGGUUGUGCAGUGUACAUCUUGUUGAUUCUCAUUAUUGUAGUGAUGCUGGUAAAUAUUUGUCUUCUUUAAUUUUAUGCACGACAACUAUGUUACAACUAGGAUUACCUCAUGUUAAUAUCAUGACAAAAUUUGAUGAAAUGAAAAAAUUUAGCCACUGUCUAGAUUUUAAUAUAGAUUUUUAUACUGAAGUGCUUGACUUAAAAUACUUGUUGGAUAAGCUGGACGAAGAUCCAUUUACAUCAAAGUAUAAAAAAUUGAAUACAGCUUUUGUAUCAUUAAUAGAAGAUUAUAGUCUUGUUAGUUUUAUACCAUUAGAUGUUUCCAACCAAGCUUUAUUACUACAAGUAAAGAAUGCUGUAGAUAAAGCUAAUGGCUAUAUUUUUGGUGGAAACGACCCUCAAGAUGUUCAAACUUUACUUGCAUGUGCAGUAGGAGCAGUAAGUGAAACUGAAAAGAUGUCCACAGUAGAUGCAUACUUCUAAAGAAUUUAUUUUCUAAAAAUAGCCCAGUUAAUAAUAUUUUUUUCAUAUUACUAUCUUUUAGUAUUUUAAAAAAUG